AUGAGGAAGUGUGUCCGCUGCGGAAGUUUCUGCUGGGUGAAGUUGAACAUGAAACGUUAAAUAUGACUCUCAAAUGGUUUUAUUUUCUUAUUCUGAUCUGUUUCUUGGUUUUGUUAAGUUCCCAGAAUAUUGGUGGAAAGAGAGUUUGGCCUGUUCCUUACAGGCGAUUCGACCAUCGUCCUCCCACUGACCCUUACUGCCAAGCGCUUUACCCCUUUUGCCCAACUGGAGACCCGGAUGGUCGUAUCCCCUACAUGAGAGACAGCGAUGUCAUUUCCGUGUUUAGACUUCAAACUCCUGUAUGGGAAUUCAAAUAUGGAGAUCUUUUGGGGAAAUUUCAUAUAAUGCAUGAUGCCAUUGGAUUUGCCAGCUCAGAGACAGGAAGAAAUUAUACCAUGGAAUGGUAUGAGCUUUUCCAGCUUGGAAACUGCACAUUUCCCCAUGAAAGAGAGGGGAUAAUGGCUCCUUUUUGGUGCAAUCAGGGUGCCGCAUGCUUCUUUGAGGGAAUAGAUGAUGUGCACUGGAAACAGAAUGGAACUCUGGAAAAAGUGGGAGAGAUUUCUGGUGAGCAGUUUAAUGAUCUGGCACAGUGGGUUCAAGAAGACAAUGAGACGGGUAUUUAUUAUGAGACGUGGACUAUACGGUCAGACCCAGGACCCAACUCGACCACAUGGUUCGACUCGUAUGACUGUGCACAGUUUGUACACCGCACAUACAGGAAAUUAGCCGAGCUUGGAGCCAAGCUCUCAAGCAAAACUCAGACAAACUACACCAAAGUCUACCUGUACAGUGGUGAGCCUACCUACCUUGGAGAUGAUAGCAGCAUCUUUGAUCAGUCCUCAAUGAAAACUCUGGCCACAGAUAUCAGAAAGUUUUACCAUUCUUUUCAGCCUCACCAGUCGAUGCUUCAUUUCAUCCUCAGUCUGUUAGAAGCCUAUAAAAAAGUAGUACUGGAGAAGACUUUUUAUUUGUUCUACAACUUUGAGUAUUGGCACUUGCCAAUGAAACCACCCUACAUCCAAAUUACGUAUGAAGAAGUUCCUCUGCCGUGAUGAAGGCGACCUUGAGGGCUUUUUUUUUUCACCUGUAAAUCUGUCAUGACAGCUUUGCACAUGAAACUGUAAUCAUAAGUAACAAAUGACUGUCAGUGAUUAAUUCCACAGGUUAAGCUUUCUGGAGGUGAAUAACAAUUAAGUCUUGUGUUCUGUUGGAAAUACCACAGCAUUACUGAAGGCUUGAUUCUGAUUGGCCAGAAAGUGUUGAUUCAUUUUCUAUAAAAGCACAGCUCGGCCAGUACUUCCAGCAGCAAGGCAAAUCACAAUUAUUUUCAUGUGCUCAUUCUAAUAUGUUUAUUGUUCAUGUAGUAAUAUAAUACAAAUGGACCGUCCUCCAUACACGAUCCUGUAAACAGUUUUUUAAAAAUGUGAGUGAAAUGUGGAGAAUCUCUAGUGUCAUUGCUUUGUAACAGUCAAGUUGAAUUAUGACUGUUUUCUAACUGAGGACUCUUAGGCUACAUCCACACGACAACGGCAACGAGAUGUUAUUUAAAAAUAUAUCGCGUCCAAAUGGGCAACGAUCAGUAAAAUAUCAGGUCCAUAUGGCAACGCAACGCUUGCUGAAAACGAUGCAAUACACAUGCCACACCUCUAGGGGUGCUGUAAGACGGUCCCUUCGGAGACACCAGAACAAUAGAAGUAAGGACGCAUGCGCAUAAACUAUUAUGCGCGAGACUUCAUAUUAGCCACAAAGUCAGGAAAAUCUGUUCGUAAAAUUACAUUAUAAUGACCAAAUACAAUGAAAAGUAUUUUUCCAGUCUCACCUGUGAAAGGUAAUCCCAUGUGAUCUCGUUUGGACGGCAAACCUGUUGGUACAGUUAAAUGCAGCUAAUCUUUAUUCUCCGCUUUGCCUCUCCAAUAUGGCGGCGAGGAUGACGUAUGAUUCUACGCGGAAGGCGGCGUCUUUAAUGGUCCGGAAUAAAUUGAAUGCUACAUGUUAAUGGAUUAAUUUGCUCUUCUACGCCCUUUUUGAGGAAUGUAUUGUAGGAUUUAAACCAACAUCUGAAGAGGUGAGAUCGCUCCUUUUUUUUCCCUAUUUUUGCUGGCGGGAUUGACUCUGCCCUAAGGGCAGAGUCUCUCUCACUUUGCACCAUUACACAAUAAAUAUUCACAGUGAAAAUAUUUUGUAAGCGCGUUUCAUGAACCAAGUUAUAGGAUUUGUUGACAACUCGCAUUGAGUUCGUUACACUUCUACCCGGCGUGAAGCACUGACAGUCAUGUGGUUGUGACGUCAUCGUAAACAAAUCCGUUCUACUCAUCCAGACGACUUCACAAUGGCAACGUUGCCAGAUCUUUCCACUCUGGAACCCGUUCUCAAAAAGAUUGCGUUUUGGGCACCCAAAACGCCGGUGCCGUGUGGACGCCAGGCCGAAACGAUAAGCAAUUGUAUCGGAGUCACCUGAAUCCGUUGCCGUGUGGACAGGGCCUUAGAAAGGUAGGGUUUCUGGUUUCUCAAUAACAUGAGCAGAUUUUUUUUUUUAAUCACUUAAAAGUUGGUGACAGAAUGACUUUUUAGAGUGGUUAUAACGUGAAUAAACUUGUCAGACAUUUUGAAGCAUUAAAUAUAACUACAAAUA
This is a messenger RNA of Neoarius graeffei (lesser salmon catfish), 2632 nucleotides long. RefSeq names its product CLN5 intracellular trafficking protein (gene cln5). NCBI's taxonomy places the organism in Eukaryota, Metazoa, Chordata, Actinopteri, Siluriformes, Ariidae. Gene Ontology annotation, molecular function: hydrolase activity, acting on glycosyl bonds. The transcript has 4 exons. Bases 63 to 1052 code for a protein of 329 amino acids. The record is from RefSeq and is a predicted model, not a curated record. Gene Ontology annotation, biological process: lysosome organization. Gene Ontology annotation, cellular component: lysosomal membrane; lysosome.